This is a messenger RNA of Oryzias latipes (Japanese medaka), 1532 nucleotides long. The record is from RefSeq and is a predicted model, not a curated record. NCBI's taxonomy places the organism in Eukaryota, Metazoa, Chordata, Actinopteri, Beloniformes, Adrianichthyidae.
CAACUAAUUGUGUUCAGACCCUGUUAGAUAAACACUCAUUCUGGUGAAUUUCCAUCUGUGUGUGAGAGCAGACAACCAUGCGGACUAUCCAUUUAGAAUUUGUUGUAUACAUCUAUGUUUGCUGCCUGUCGGUUUGGGUGUUGAAGCAGGGCUACGAUGGAGGAUGCUGGGAAAUCAGUUUAUUAUUCUUAACUAAUAAGAGACGGCCGCCCCACACAGAUCAGACAUUAUGUCACACAAACACAUGCAGAGGAAGUGCCACCUCGCUGGCAGCAGGGCUCCUGUUCGGCCUGCUGGCUGCUCUGGGCGCUUAUCGCACGUCUCAGAACCCCAGGAAUGUGCUGGUUUCCUUCGGUGCAGCGGGAACGCUGGCUGUGGUGAUGGGACUGAGAUUCCUCAGCUCAGGGAAGUUCAUGCCAGCUGGAUUCAUGACCUUAACCAGUGGACUCAUGCUGGUGAAGAUUGUUUUUGGAGUAUUGAAGAGAAGCUCGCAUUCAACUUGAGCUUUAGCCGUUCGGCCUGUCAGUGUCAGUUUUUGUUGAGUUUUCUCCAGAUUUAUUCAGUCAAGCAGCCCUACCAUCAACAUAAAAACACAAAUACUUGAAUACAAAUCAAAGGAAACUUUGUUCCGCUUAAACAAACGCCUUUUGCUUUUGAACUCAUGAGACUGAGUCGAUCUAAACUGUUUUAUCUACACAAAUCAGGGCCUAUAGGGCAAUAAACAUAACCACUGACCGACCUUCAUGGUGGGGUAGCUGGACUUUAAACCGGCAACCCUCAGGCCAAAGGCUCAUGCCUCAAAUAACAGGAAGAAAGGCUAAAAGAAAGGGCAAAUUCUGCAAGUGGAUUUCACACUACUGCUCUCAAACUGUUGUUUGGAUUUUUUUUUAAAUAACCGAGCUGCAGUUACAGACUCCGACCAGUGGGGGGUAGCCUGCUUACGAUACUCAUGUCCAUCCUGCGCUGAACUGGUCUGUUCUGUUCUGCACCUCCUCCUCCUCCUCAGAAGGAUGGAGGUGUUGGUCUGUCUGAGAACAGCACACAGAACAAUCAAAUAUAUCCAACCAUCUCGAUCCCGCUGCAGCACUUCCGAGCUUUGCCUCCACUGGAUUCCUCAGCAUCAUUGUCAUCUGGGUGACAGCUAUUCCUCAGUGGAAACCGGGUCACGUGGGUCACAUCUGACCUCAGCAGGUCUGAAAGGAAAGAAGUAUUUUUCAGUGGUUUGGUGAAAUGAAAACCUCACCUGCAGGCCGACGGAGACAUUUAAGGUUUAAAACGUCCCCCAAAUACCUGAGAGGACUGAAGCAAGACUGUCAAAUAAGAGACUAAAAACCUCCUGCAGAAAAGAAUCCAUCCGUUGGAUGCCUGAUGGAUGGAGCUGCUGGAUGCUGGACAUGUCAACCACCUGAGAACAUGGAGUUUAAUGUUCAAUUUCCAGCUUCUUGGCAUAUUUAAAGUCACUCAACAAAAAGUUUUGAUGCACUGGCAUUCUCUUUGGUUUGUCCAUUUACAAUAAAAUGUUAAAACUGUGA